Hordeum vulgare subsp. vulgare (domesticated barley) is the source of this 887-nucleotide messenger RNA. Its product is annotated as dirigent protein 22-like. The transcript has a single exon. The coding region runs from base 81 to 647 and encodes 188 amino acids. The record is from RefSeq and is a predicted model, not a curated record. Lineage: Eukaryota; Viridiplantae; Streptophyta; Magnoliopsida; Poales; Poaceae.
UGGUGAGCUGCACUAGGAAGAUCGCACAAACUCAGACACUGAAGUGGGGAGUAGCAUACAUUACUUUCUUAGCUCAAGAAAUGGCCAAGGGAGCCGUGAUGCUUCUUGUUCUCUUCACGGUGCUGUCAGCGGUGAGCGAAGCCCAGCUGCAGCACGGGCCCGGUCACAGGACCUUGUCCCACGGGCAUCGCCGGUCCGCCGACCCCGCGGCGCCGACACACCUCCACUUCUUCUUCCAUGACACCGUGAGCGGCGCGUCUCCGUCUGCGGUGCGGGUGAUCGGUCCGGCGAACCCGUCGUCCCCAACCUUUUUCGGGAUGGUGAACGUGAUGGACGACCCGCUGACCGAAGGCCCGGAGCCCGGCUCGGCGGCCGUCGGCCGCGCCCAGGGCCUAUACAUGGGGGCUGACCAGGCGCAGUUAGGUUUUCUGCAGACCAUGAACCUCGUGCUCACCUCCGGCCCCUACAACGGCAGCACGCUCGCCGUGCUCGGCCGCAACUGCCCGCUCACCGACGUCCGCGAGAUGCCCGUCGUCGGCGGCACCGGUGCCUUCCGCUUUGCCAGCGGGUACGCGCAGGCCCGAACCCACUGGCUCGACAAGACCGGCGACGCCAUCGUUGAAUACAACGUCUACGUCAUGCACUAGCAGGCAAAUUUUUUCAAGGGCUUUCGCUUUCAAAUGUGAUGCUCCGCAUACCGUUUAUUUUCAUUUUUCUCGUCUGUUUACUUUCGGCCAUGCUUUGAGAUUUGAGCGUUUUCUUUGUCCUAAAUAUCGGUGCCUUUCUUUAGUUAAUCGUCUGGCAAGUUGCAAGAAUAAGUGGCCCUUUGUAAAAGGUGUAUACCUUUUUUUAUUAUUACUGAAACUUACUUGUCGUGCCUUUAUUUA